AUAUUUCAGGGAACGCAGAAGCGAGCACCCCCGUCAGAGAUGGCUCCUGCUGCUGUGAGCCUGAGGGCCACUAUCUUCUGUUUCUUGGCGUGGGCUGGUCUGGCCGCUGGUGACCGGGUGUACAUACACCCCUUCCACCUCCUCGUCUACAGCAAGAGCAGCUGUGACCAGCUGCAGACGUCCAAUGCAGAGACACCCAAAGACCCGGCCUUCACACCUGUCCCGAUUCAGGCCAAGACGUCCCCUGUGGAUGAGGAGGCUCUGCGAGAACAGCAGGUGCUCGCUGCCGAGAAGCUGGAGGCUGAAGACAGGGUGAGGGCUACGGAGGUGGGGAUGCUGCUCAACUUCAUGGGCUUCCGCAUGUACAAGACACUGAGCGAGAUGUGCAGCAUGGCCGGCAGCGCCGUCCUCUCCCCAACAACUCUCUUUGGCACCCUGGCCUCUUUCUACCUGGGAGCCUUGGACCCCACGGCCAACAGACUACAGGCGUUCCUGGGGGUCCCGGGGGAAGAUCAAGGCUGCACCUCCCGGCUGGAUGGUCACAAGGUCCUCUCUGCUCUGCAGACCAUCCAGGGCCUUCUAGUCGCCCAAGGUGGGGCUAACGGCCAAGCCAGGCUGCUCUUAUCCACGGUGGUGGGCCUGUUCACAGCCCCCACCCUGAGCCUAAAGCAGCCAUUUGUGCAGGGCCUGGCUCCCUUUGCCCCCAUCACCCUCCCACGCUCUCUAGACUUGGCCACAGACCCAGAUCUCGCUGCUGAGAAGAUCAACACGUUCAUGGAGGCUGUGACAGGGUGGAAAAUGAACAGACCCCUAACAGGAGGCAGCCCAGACAGCACCCUACUCUUCAAUGCCUACAUCCACUUCCAAGGAAAGAUGAAGGGAUUCUCCCUGCUGCCGGGGCUGCAAGAGUUCUGGGUGGAUAACACCACCUCAGUGUUGGUCCCCAUGCUCUCGGGCACGGGUACCUUCCAGCACUGGAGCGAUGCCCAGAACAACCUCUCCAUGACCGGUGUGCCCCUCAGCGAGAACGCCUGUCUGCUGCUGAUCCAGCCCCACGGCGCCUCAGACCUGCGCAAGGUCGAGGCCCUCACCUUCCAGCACGACUUCCUGACGUGGAUGAAGAAUCUGUCUCCCCGGGCCACCCGCCUGACCGUGCCCCAGCUGGCGCUGCGAGGGUCCUACGACCUGCAGGACCUGCUCGCCCAGGUCAAGCUGCCCACCCUGCUGGGCGCCGAAGCAAACCUGGGCAAAAUCAGUGAUGCCAAUGUCAGAGUCGGAAAGGUCCUGAAUAGCAUUCUUUUUGAACUAAAAGCAGAAGGAGAGCAGCCCAUAGAGUCUGCCCAGCAGCCAGAGGUCUUGGAGGUGACCCUGAACCGUCCAUUCCUGUUUGCUGUCUACGAGCGAGACUCUACUGCCCUCCACUUCCUGGGCCGUGUGGCCAACCCACUGAGCAUGGUAUGAGGCCCAGCCGCCACGGAGAUGCAGCUGUCACUGUGCGAGGGCAGCAGUGCACAGCAACACUAAUUUGUCACCGCCAGUCUUCCACUUUUUCUUCCAAUGAGUCAUCUUGGAGCUGG
Molecule: messenger RNA, 1577 nt
Organism: Ceratotherium simum simum (southern white rhinoceros)
Lineage: Eukaryota; Metazoa; Chordata; Mammalia; Perissodactyla; Rhinocerotidae
Gene: AGT
Product: angiotensinogen
Biological process (GO): regulation of apoptotic process; regulation of systemic arterial blood pressure by renin-angiotensin
Molecular function (GO): serine-type endopeptidase inhibitor activity
Source: RefSeq, a predicted model, not a curated record